Messenger RNA from Triplophysa dalaica, 1823 nucleotides. RefSeq names its product mucin 3A, cell surface associated (gene muc3a). Bases 102 to 1115 code for a protein of 337 amino acids. NCBI's taxonomy places the organism in Eukaryota, Metazoa, Chordata, Actinopteri, Cypriniformes, Nemacheilidae. The record is from RefSeq and is a predicted model, not a curated record. The transcript is spliced from 11 exons.
AUGAGGCCUGUCACUGUCCUACUGCCUUCACAGGCAUAACUUGUGAUACUGCUGUAACUGAAUUGCAACCAGAGACAAUUGAAAGGCCAGUCCAAGUUGAGAUGGAAAUUUCUGAAGAGUUUAUGCCUAAUUAUGAAAAACCGGAAACGGAGGAUUAUAAAAAUUUUGUUGAAUACUUUGAAAAUCAGAUGGAACCCUAUUAUAAUAAAACAAUUCUAUUCUUUGCGAAGGUGACAGUGAUAAAACUAAGUCCGGGUACCACUUUCACAAACAGAAGAGGAAUCAGAAGCUUGCCUGCGAAAGAAGAGAAACAAAGUGUAAAAGUUCAACAUGAUGUUGUUCUUGAUAUGCCAAACAAUGACAAUAAUGAGGACGAAUACACGUCUGCUUUUAAUAAAGUGGAAGUGGCUCUUGAAGCCUUAAAAAAUGACCCAGCUAGCUUAAACAUCGGCAUUAUCAAUUUCACUGCAUCAGAGACCCAACUCAAUGACGAUGUGUGUAAACGGGUAAUUGAAUUGCUUCCCGAGGAAUACAGGGAAUAUUAUGCAAAAUCUGAAGUGCCAGGCAAAGUGGCGUGUGUGAAUCAAUGCCAUCGAGGUCAUCCAAAUCCAAAAAGAUGUUCAAGAGAUGGGACCUGUGAAGUUUCCAGCCAGGGUCCAUCCUGCUACUGUCGUCAUACUGAUGUUACCUGGUACUUGGGAGGGGAUUGCAGCUACAAAGUUAACAAAGUUGGAUUCUAUGCCGGAUUGGGAGUGGUGGCAGUUAUAGCCGUCAUAACUGUAGCAUUACUGACAGUUUAUCUAGUAAUAAACCAAAAGAAGGCUAAGAGGAGUAAAGACAUUAAGAAAGAGCUUGUGAAAGAGUGGUUGGAGGAUGACUUUGAGUGGCCACAACAAAAAAAGACAUACUCGGGUGGCAGAGCUCCACAUGAUAACCCAGUAUACUCUCAGAGGGACUUUAAUAGGAGGGAUAGUAUGGGUAUGGACAGACAAGAUUUCUCUGCGGGACGAUCAUACACUCAAUAUUCCACACCUGAACCAGGCAUUAAUCUUCAGAAUUUUCAUAGGAAUGUGAAAAUUGACAGGCCUCAGAUCCGCUCAUCUUUUGAAAUUUAAGACUCUUUUUCAAAACUUGAUCACUUUUAUUAUGUUUUCGAACAUGUUUUGCACUUACAGUUUAAAAAAACCACUGGAAAUAGAAUGAAUUAAAGCAUGUAUAAGAUUUGGUCUGUAAAGUUGAUCUUUCUCUAAAGAAUAAUCACAGCAUUUGAAAGAAUUUAAAUGCUACUAAUAAUCCAAUGCUUAUUUCUGUAUGCCUUAGAUGUGUGAAAAAUAUAUAAUCACACAAUGACAUGUUUGAUCACAUGAUGAUGAAAAGCCUAAAAGAAUAUAUUAGAGUGUAGAAAGUUAUCGUUUUUUAUAUGUUGUUCUAAAAUAUCUUUAAUACAUCUUUUCAGUUAUGUUCAUGUUUUAUUAUCGUUAGUAUGAAUAUAGACAUUGAAUUAAUAUGGGUUACAUUGGCCUGUUCAUAAAUAAUAUAUUAAGAAUAUUUAUUGUUAUACUCCACAAAUUAUUAAAUGUCACUUGCCUAUGUUAACUUUUUGAUAAAUUAUCUGCCUUCAUUGUUUCUGUCCUGUCUCUAUAAAUGGGUAGUCGACAAACAAAUCGUACAUGUGUCCUAUAGACAUAGCAGAAUUUAGAAAAUAUACUGUUCAUUUACAUUGUUUUAUCAUUUUAAAAGAUUUUCUGUACUUUUUAUAACACAAAUCUGUGCACGGACACACCACUGGUCAUAGCAAUAAAAUAAAAAAGCUAUAAAACCAU